CCGCGCUGUCGUUCAAUCAGUGACGUGGAUUUUCAUUCAGGCAGUCAGUGCUGCCAAAAAAAUACAGACUCCAGCGUCUCGCAGCUUUUCCACCAACUUCUCCUCCUAUUUAGAAGUUGGACCACUCAUUUCUUUCUUCCUCUGUGGAGCCACAGCUCUGAUAACAGUCUCCAGAAUGAGUAAAAACAGCAAAGUGUUGAACCUGAAGGAUAAAAUCAGUGGGAAUGAAGUGGACCUGAGCCUGUGUAACCUCACCGAGGUACCAGUCAGAGAGCUGGCUUUAUUCACCAAAGCAACAGUCGUGGAUUUGUCCUGCAACAACAUUACCUCCCUUCCUCCAGAGUUCUGCAACCUGACCCACCUGGUGAAGGUGGAUCUGAGUAAAAACCAGCUGACCUGUCUACCAGAUGACAUCGGGAACCUAGCCAGCCUUCAACAUCUGGACCUGUACAACAACAAGCUGACCGUCCUGCCUGCCAGCUUCUCUCAGCUCAGGAGUCUGAAGUGGUUGGAUCUGAAGGAUAACCCUCUGGAGGUCGACCUGGCCAAGGCAGCAGGGGACUGUCUGGAUGAGAAACAGUGCAAACAGUGUGCCUCCAAGGUUCUGCAGCACAUGAGAGCCAUUCAGGACGAGGUCGAUCGUGCACGAGAGAAACGCCUUUUGAGAGAAAAAGAGCUGGAGAAGAAGAAGGAGGCGAAGCAGAGGGAGCGGGAGGCCCGAGAGAAGGAGGCUCGCAAACGGGAGAAGGCGGAGGAGAAGGAGAAGAGGAGGAAAGAGUACAACGCUCAGAUGGCGGCCGUGGCUGCGCGGGAACAACAGAAGAAGAAGAGCGAGGAGAAGAAGAAGAAGAACGGACAGGCAGCAGAUAAAAAGGUCGUUGUGGAAUCGGCGCCUAAACCUCGGCGUUCUCUCAUCGGCCUGAUGUUCAAGCUCCUCCUCCUGCUGCUACUGGGAUUGGCCGGAGUCGCCGCCGCCUGCCGACUGACCGACCUGCAGAGGGAAGCCGUGUGCGUGCCGGUCAACGUCGCGGUGGACGACGGCCUAUCCUGGGCCAAAGAGCAGGAGGUCGUGGUCAGGCAGCUGGUGCAAAACCUGUCGACCGCAGCGAGGGAGUUCCUCGAAUCUACGCAAGCGUCUAAGAACUAAAACUAUCAUCCGCCUCCUCCAUCAAACUUCCAGAGCUGCAGGUUUUCCACUCCUACUUGCGAAAAGUCUGGGAUUUUUAUUUUAAUAUGCUGAAAUCAUGAAUCUCUUUAAGAUGGGGCAACCCUGCAUCCCCUCACCCUGUUUGAGGUGCUGGGAGGUGAAGAGUCUGUACAGAUAGAUGAGGGAGGGGGAUGGACAGAUGUGUUAAAAUCAUCUUAAAUUCCUAUGGAAUUGUUGUCGCUCUUGUACCCUCUUUGUACUACAGCCUGUUUUUAAGAAAAAAAACCUAAAAAAAACCCCAUCUUAAAUGUCUCCUUGUUGACCAUGUUUCACACUGUGACCCGAACCCGGAGCCAGUCUGUGUUUCCGGUGCAUUACAUGGAUCGUGGGUCGUAUUUGAGAGGUCAGGUCAGGUGGCCACGUCUGUGCUGCUCUGGAGUGUCACAUGUUAACCGCCAGUCAGAGUUGUGCAUCAGCCAGUGUUAGAUGUCUGAGCAUGUGCAGUGACGGCUGUGUGAAUGUAGAACUCGCUCGUCUAUAGUCUCACAUCAGUAAAUCUCACAGCUAACACGCGCGCCGUCUGGCAUGCAAACCCAACUGAUACGUGAGUGGAUUUAUCUUAUUUAAUCACAGAUAUAAAUAACGGUAUCUGGCUAAUAACUGAUGAGUCCCAGUACAGAAAUGCCAAAGAUGUGUCUGAGGUAAUUUAGAAACAGUGUUGUCUUAUAUUGUUUGUCCACCGGAGAGCAAAAUGUCCGCUCUGUACACUACUGUUAAUGAUUAAUUGAUUUACAGAUAUAAUUUCCUUAAGAAUAACUUAUUAAUUGACUAAUUGUUUCAGCUCUAGUCUGUUAAAAAACUAAUAUGGGCCGAUAAUAACUGAUAUCUGUAUUGACCUCCAGUAUCAGUCACACACCCUCCCAGUGCACAAACUGUACUAAAAGGACCAUACCAACAAAUAUCCAUAUUACACCUCAUGCUAUUGUGUUUUAGACCUUUGGAUGUAUUUUACCAACUUUCCCUCCACUUGUUGGUUUCCAUUAAUUUUUGUGAAGUCUGAAAAGUAAUCAGGAAACUCUUGAAGACUGUUUAAUCCAUCACAGUAAACAAAGUCUGCUGUGAUUUGUGUUUUAAAGUGAAAUUACUGUAACGAGAUAAUGUCACAUUUCAACUUAAAUCUGCACUUUAACAGCUAUAUCACACACAAAUAAUAAUAUCCAUUAUGAUAAGAGAUAUACGCAGACUGUGAUUGUUGGAUAGAUUUCACACCUGUACCAAGUUUCAAGAGUCUGCUAGUUGAUUUUUAAUACUGCACAGACGGACGGUAGGAAAAAUACCGAAACACAGCAGCAAAAAUAGCAAAAAAGGUUGGUUGUAAUAUAAAGUACACAUGUUGUAUCACUUGUAAAAACAGUGGUAUGGUCCUUUUUUUAAAGAGUGCCGUGAUUACAUUUGUUAACUUAAUUCUAACUCAUAAUCCCUCAAUCCUCUGUUGAAUAAGGACAAGUGUUGAUAUUGAACUCGGUCCAAAGUUUGAGUUUCUUCUCGUAAUCACUCGUCUAUAAUGUGAAUAAUAGAAAUUAAAGGUUCUUUCAGUUUGACUGGUGACUUGCAACAAUUUUAAUUUCCCGGAGCGUCUUCAUGCAAAACUUUUAACCAGCUUUGCUGCUGUGGGUCUUGUACAGCUUUGUUCAUGCUCAAACAUUGUCAGCGUCAAUAAAAGGCUAUGCACUGCAAGAAA
Messenger RNA from Dicentrarchus labrax (European seabass), 2888 nucleotides. RefSeq names its product leucine rich repeat containing 59 (gene lrrc59). The record is from RefSeq and is a predicted model, not a curated record. Bases 176 to 1147 code for a protein of 323 amino acids. Lineage: Eukaryota; Metazoa; Chordata; Actinopteri; Moronidae. The transcript has 8 exons. Gene Ontology annotation, molecular function: protein binding.